Messenger RNA from Lampris incognitus (smalleye Pacific opah), 3075 nucleotides. It is a transcript of the gene tpst1l, whose product is annotated as tyrosylprotein sulfotransferase 1, like. Gene Ontology annotation, cellular component: Golgi apparatus. The coding region runs from base 1330 to 2355 and encodes 341 amino acids. NCBI's taxonomy places the organism in Eukaryota, Metazoa, Chordata, Actinopteri, Lampriformes, Lampridae. The transcript is spliced from 6 exons. Gene Ontology annotation, biological process: peptidyl-tyrosine sulfation. Gene Ontology annotation, molecular function: protein-tyrosine sulfotransferase activity. The record is from RefSeq and is a predicted model, not a curated record.
UUGCGUGUUAUUUUUAAAUCAGCUGUUACUAAACACAAUAGCCAUAUGCGAACGGUGUCUUGCGUUGCUGUGGGUUUCACUUUCUUUCAUCUGAUUUGAUUUGGCAACGUGUGCGAGUUUUUCCGGCGUGACGACGCCACGCCGGAAAAACUCGCUGAAGUGAAAUGGGAGAGGUGGGCGCGAGUAGCGGCGACUAGAGGCAGGCGAAGCACGGCGUCGACGUUUCUUCUAAAGCUUUCUCCACCAGACGCCACCGACGUCUCUUCCCUCGUCGCGGUAAACUUCAGAAACAGAAACGGCUCGUCUCUUUUGGGCGAAAUUGCCCUUUAAUAAAGUCCGCCAAUGAAAACCCGCCUGUGCGGCUGUGCGCCGGAAUUCAGUGCCACGGUCGGCCAAUCAGCGGCCAGCUCUCUUCGCCUUCGCUACGUUCGUGUUUCGUGCACGCCGGAGGCUGGACUUUCCACGGCGGUCGACGUCCGACUCCGCACCGUUGAGAGCCUUGCGGGGGUGUCGUGUCGUGGAGAGCGACGUGACUUCGACACCCGAGCCGCUGCGAAACCGGUUUUCACCUUCAUCACCGCGGCGGAUUUCGUCCGUGGCGUCUCUGCGUGUCAUUUUUUCGACCUGGCGGGCAGAAAUCGGCGUUUGAAUUUUUUUUUGUUGUUGUUGUCGGAAUUCGGCUGUUUGCAGACGCUGGUGAGAGAUUAUAAUUCCGUCUCACCAUUAACGUGUAUAAAACCAGCUAGCGGCGGUCGGGGGAGGGGGGGGGACCAACCCCAAAACAAUAAAAAAAAAUAAAACCCCAUACAGGCUGCCGUUAGAACAACGCCUCGACGAGCUCUGUGGUAUGUCGUCGGUCAGUGUCUGUCUGUGAAUGCUUAAUCGAUAAGAGGCCGUUCACCUGGCUACCGCCUCGGCUGGAUUUUACUGCUAACUUUGCUCAUCACUACCAUUCAUCCAGAUGUUCCUGCUGUUGUGAGGUGCAAUGGGGAAAAGACAUGGCUGGUUGUGGAAUGUGAAGGGCCUGGACCCUGCCCUCAGAAGUCAAGGAUGAGGGCCUCCAAAAAAACUUGUGUGACCUCUCCAGGCCCAAUCUUUAUUUAACCUAACAACCCGAAUCUAAAACCCUCACUCUGCCUCCCUCACCCUCACUCCCUGCUUUCCUUCCUUACCUAGAAUAAGGAGUAAGUGGUCCUCCGCUUCCUCCAUAUCUAUUCUAUACUCCGGCCGUCAAACCGCCCCUUCCUGAAUAUUGCUUGCGUUGACCUAAAUUCAUCCCUCCAUUCAAACUCCAACCAAACCUUCAUAAAACGCAGGUCUGAUCUGACCAUGAGGAACAGUAGAUCAAGCCUGUUACUGGGCUGCGUCUUUCUCUGCUCCGCCUCUCUACUUUACCUGGGCAUGAGCAGCAUCGAGUGCCCUCCCAAAAGCCGCCGACACAGAUGGGUGGAACUCAACUUGGCAGCAGCCAGUCAGAACCUGUCCAUGCCCAUCCAGUUUCCCGAAGACACGCCGCUUAUCUUCAUCGGCGGCUUCCCUCGAAGCGGCACCACGCUGAUGCGCGCCAUGCUGGAUGCCCACAGCGCCGUGAGAUGUGGGGAGGAGACCCGGGUGAUUCCCCGUCUCCUGGCGAUGCGCACUGCCUGGAGCCGCUCGGCCAAGGAGAGGAUGCGAUUGGACGAGGCUGGUGUCACGGACCAGGUGUUGGACGCGGCCGUGCGCGCGUUCCUUUUAGAGGUAAUAGUCGGCCAUGGUGAGCCUGCACCUCGUUUGUGUAAUAAGGACCCAUUUGCCCUCAAGUCCCUGGCCUAUCUGGCCCGGCUCUUCCCCAAGGCCAAAUUCAUCCUCAUGCUUCGGGAUGGGAGAGCCACUGUCCACUCCAUGAUAUCACGCAAGGUAACCAUAUCCGGUUUCGACCUGACGAGCUACAGGGAUUGCCUGACCAAGUGGAGCAGUGCAGUGGAGACCAUGUUCAGCCAGUGCCAGGGGGCUGCAGAGGCCAGAUGUCUACCUGUUCACUACGAGCAGCUUGUUAUGCACCCAGAGGAAGAAAUGAGAAAGUUGCUGCACUUUCUGGAGGUGGCAUGGGACCCUGCAGUGUUGCACCAUGAAGCCCUGAUUGGAAAGGCUGGAGGCGUGUCUCUGUCUAAGGUUGAACGCUCAACGGAUCAGGUGGUGAAACCAGUGAACACAGACGCCCUUUUCAAGUGGGUGGGGCAUAUCCCAUCUGACGUGAUGAAUGACAUGGCCGAAAUCGCUCCUAUGUUGGCACGGCUCGGCUAUGACCCCCGAGCCAAUCCACCAGACUAUACAAAAUCCGAGCCCAUGGUGUCUCCGUCCAACUCCUCACAGUGAUACUCGGCCAGCGAUCAGCACUGAUGACAGAGACGCCGUGUCCCUCCUCUCCACAGAGUCUCAGAGCAACAGAAAUUCCACAACCCAGUUAAAGGCCAAGAUGGAGGAUGGGGGUUGGGGUGGGCUAUGGAAAACCUGCAAGCAAACUCCUGGGGUUGCUACUCAGGGGUUACAGUACAUGGACGCAGCCAACGCGGACCCCCAGCUCACCAGUAUUUGAAGAAAAUGUUAAGAAAUGUGUGUGCAUGUUUUUGCAUUUGACCCUUUUUUUGUUUUGUAAUGAUUAUGAGCAGUAUUAUGUCAGUACAGAGAUGGAAGGGUUCAGGUAAGGAUUAAUGUAGUGGUUGACAUAAACAUGGGGGCGCUAUUUUGUGAAAAACUAAACGGCUUUUACUUGAACUUCUGCUCAGGGAUGUUCCCUGCUUCAGACUUGACUGUGUUCCCCCCACAGUGGAAUAAUUAUAUGACUUUGCUUUACAUUGUAUUGUGUUUUUAUUCUCUAAUCAAACUGUACCUGAAACUUCCUUCGAUAUGUCAGUAAUUUGUUAUAAAAUCACCACAAAUGUGAAUGUGUUUUAGACAAAUAAAUCGUUAAAUGAGUGUAGUAAAGGUUCAUAGAGCAUAAUAACUGUAUAUUUUUUGAAGAUGUAUGUUUAUUUUCUUAAAUAAAGUAUUUUGUUGUUGACCAUUUGGAAGAAAUUAAAAGUAACCUGAGUUGAA